Molecule: messenger RNA, 3002 nt
Organism: Phytophthora nicotianae INRA-310
Lineage: Eukaryota; Oomycota; Peronosporomycetes; Peronosporales; Peronosporaceae
Exons: 2
Coding region: 213-2822 (869 amino acids)
Biological process (GO): proton transmembrane transport; vacuolar acidification
Cellular component (GO): vacuolar proton-transporting V-type ATPase complex; vacuolar proton-transporting V-type ATPase, V0 domain
Molecular function (GO): ATPase binding; proton-transporting ATPase activity, rotational mechanism
Source: RefSeq, a predicted model, not a curated record
ACUUAAUCCGUAUCUUUAAAUCCGAUCUCCCCUUCCUAAAAAAAGCCCGUUCAUACUCGAAGAGCUCUGCGCUAAGCUUAGCCCCGUGGUGUUGCUGCAUCGUCCGUUUGCAUCACUUCCGCUUCCCCUCAGAGCGAGCUCAGUCGACGCUGGUCGUGUUCUUCUCCGUCGAAUAUCCCCCCUCUCAGCCGUGAUCUAAGCGCUCAGUAACCAUGAAGUGGCUCCGCUCGGCCGAGAUGGAGUACAUCUCGCUCAUUGUGAACGAGGACGCGGCCCACGACUGCGUGCAGAAGCUGGGCGAUCUGGGCGUCUUGGAGUUCACCGAUCUGAACCCGGAGCUCACGCCGUUCCAGCGCCGCUACGUCAACUACGUCAAGCGCUGCGACGAAAUGGAGCGUAAGUUGCGGUACUUUGAGGUGGAGCUGGCCAAGUUCAGUAUAUCUCCUAAGCCCGCGGGCAGUAUCGACCAGUUCCUGGCCGGUUCGGCCGAUAUCCGCUACGGCUCGCAAGACACGGCGGCCAGAGCUCUGGAUACGCUGGAACGACUGCUAGAAGACAAGGAACAGGAGCUUCUGCAGCUCAAUUCCAUGCACGAGAAGCUCACGAGAGAGUACAACGAACGCAAGGAGCUGCAGGAGAUCAUCUCACGAGCUGGCGAGUUCUUCGAGAUCGAGAUUCCGGAAGUUCAGGCACGCCGCAACUCCCGUACGGCAUCCAGAUCAGGCUACAGCUUCGUAGAGACAUCCCCAGGCACGGCUGCUGGAGAGGAGUCCUCGUCGUUGCGGUUCCGCAACGUCACCGGUGUGGUGCCCGCUGAUGAACGGCUUAAGUUCGAGCGGAUGAUCUUCCGUACUACUCGUGGCAACUGCUUCACGCGCUUCUCGCCCAUUGAAGAGCCUCUAGUAGACCCCACCAACGGCCAGCCAGUCACCAAGCACGCCUUCGUCAUCUUCUUCCAGUCGACUUUUAUCGAAAACAAGCUCCGCAAAAUUUGCGACGCCUUCCACGCGAGACUGUACUCUUUGCCGCCCAUGGACGACCGUGCUGCCAUCGCUCAUCUGAUCCAGAGCAACGCUGGAGAGCUAAAUCAAAGCAGUCACAUCUUACGUCGCAAUAGAGAGAGCUGUGUGCUGCUGUGUCGCGAUCUGGCCGAGACGCUGGAGUCCUGGAAGUGGUCGGUGCUACAGGAGAAGGCCACGUACCAUGCACUCAAUAUGUUCCGAGCUGAUGUGAGCGGUAUGCUGCGUGCUGAAGGCUGGGUCAUUAAAGAAGCGCUGCCAAGUGUGCGUCGUGCUGUCACUCGCGCUCACGCAGCAGCCGACGACAAGUCCAUGCCGUCUCUAGUGGAUACUGUACCCAAGCCGUGGCCUGUUCCACCCACUUACUUUGAGACCAACAAGUUCACGGAUGCCUUCCAGGCCUUCGUGGAGACGUACGGCUGCCCUCGAUACCGUGAAGUGAACCCGUCCGUGUUCACGGCCGUGACAUUCCCGUUCCUGUUCGGCGUCAUGUAUGGAGAUAUCGGUCACGGUCUCUGUGUGCUGCUGUUUGGGUUGUAUUUGAUUCUAACUGAGCGUAAACUGGAGCAACCGGGCAGUAUGGGAGAGAUGACGGCGUCGAUCUAUGGAGGACGCUACAUGCUGUUCAUGAUGGGCGCGUUCGCCAUUUACGCGGGUCUCAUUUACAACGAUUUCUUCUCGUUGCCAUUGAAUUUAUUCGGCUCCAAGUUCGCGUAUCCGGAUUGUCUGGAAUCGCACGACCGCGAGGCCAAAUGCGAGGCGCAGUACAUGAUUGACGGCAAGAUGACGUACGUGAACGCCACGGACGUCUCUGCUGGCGACAACGUGUACGCUAUGGGUCUGGAUCCGGUCUGGAAGACGUCGUCGAACGAGCUAUUGUUCUUUAACUCGUUCAAGAUGAAGAUCUCGGUCAUUUUCGGCAUUGUACAGAUGACGUUUGGUAUUUUCCUCAAGGGCUGGAACAACCUGUACUUCCGAGACUACUCGACGUUCUUCUUCGAGUUUGUGCCGCAGAUUGUGUUCGCUGUGUCGCUCUUCUGCUACAUGAUCGUGCUGAUUGUCAUGAAGUGGAGUAUCGACUGGACAGAGCGCAUGAAGCACGAAGUGUGUCCCUACAACUUCGCUGGCGAACACACUGGCUGCCGUCCGCCGUCGCUAGUGAACACGCUGAUUAACAUUGCAUUGGCCCCUACCAAUGUCGUGGAUCCGCUGUACGAAGGCCAGUUGGAGACCCAGCAGACGCUCUUGAUGAUGGCGUUCGUGUCGGUGCCCGCUAUGCUGCUGGUUAAGCCUAUUUACUUGAAGAUCCAGAACGAUCGUACGGCUCCGCCUGUGAGCCACCACGUGGACUUUGACGACGAAGCGGAGGAGCGGCUGGUGUCCCACCACCACGGCAACUCGAGCGGAGGUCACGGGCAUGGCGAAGAGUUCGAGUUCGGCGAAGUGGUGAUCCAUCAGGGCAUUGAAACGAUUGAGUUUGUGCUGGGAAUGGUGUCGAAUACGGCCAGUUAUCUGCGUCUGUGGGCCUUGAGUCUGGCGCACUCGGAGCUGGCCACGGUGUUCUGGGAGAAGACGAUGCUGUCCACCAUCAAUAGCGACUCGUUCAUCGCCAUUUUCAUCGGCUUUGCAGUGUUCGCAGCCACGACGUUCGGAGUUAUUCUGGCCAUGGAUGUGCUGGAGUGUUUCUUGCACGCGCUGCGUCUGCACUGGGUGGAGUUCCAGAACAAAUUCUACAAGGCUGACGGACACAAGUUCCACCCUUUCUCGUUCAAGCAGACGAUCAAGGACUCGCAACAGCUCUAACAGUAUGACGACUGAGCAAGAUCCGAUAAAAAAAACUUGACCAGAAACCUGACCAAGAAAGAAAAAAGAGAAAUAAGUUGAAGGAGCAGAUCGAAGGAGGAAUAAAUCUGUGGUGCAUAUGGAAGCGUGUCUUCCCCGUUUAUAAUAGGAACUUGCUGGCUUUUGAGCAUUUGUGUCUUC